AUGGCCAGCACAGUAGGAAAGACAAUUACUUGCAAGGCUGCCAUCGCCUGGGAAGCCGGUGCACCUCUGUCCGUUGAGGACAUCGAGGUCGCUCCCCCAAGGCUGGUGAGGUGCGCAUUAAAAUCCACCACACUGGUGUCUGCCAUACCGGAUCCAGAGGGUGCUUUCCCCGUUGUCCUCGGUCACGAGGGUGCCGGUGUCGUCGAGUCCAUCGGCGAGGGCGUGACCUCCGUCAAGGUCGGCGACUACGUCGUCGCUCUCUACACCCCCGAAUGCCGCGAGUGCAAGUUCUGCAAGUCUGGCAAGACUAACCUCUGCGGUAAGAUCCGUGCUACCCAGGGUAAGGGUGUCAUGCCCGAUGGCACCUCCCGCUUCAAGGCCCGCGGUAAGGACCUCCUGCACUUCAUGGGUACCUCCACCUUCUCCCAGUACACCGUCGUUGCCGAUAUCUCGGUCGUCGCUGUCACUCCCAAGAUCCCCACCGAUCGGUCUUGUCUGCUCGGUUGCGGUAUCACCACUGGAUACGGUGCUGCUGUCGUGACCGCCAAGGUCGAGGAGGGCUCUAACGUCGCUGUCUUCGGUGUCGGCUGUGUUGGUUUGUCCGUUGUGCAGGGUGCGGUCAAGAACAAGGCCGGUAAGAUCAUCGCUGUCGAUGUCAACGAUGGCAAAGAGGCCUGGGCCCGCAAGUUCGGCGCUACCGACUUCGUUAACCCCACCAAGCUCCAAGGCAAGACCAUCCAGGAGCACCUCAUUGAGAUGACUGAUGGUGGCUGUGACUACACCUUCGACUGCACUGGUAACGUUGGUGUCAUGCGUGCUGCCCUCGAGGCCUGCCACAAGGGCUGGGGUGAGAGCAUUGUCAUUGGUGUUGCUGCUGCUGGUCAGGAGAUCUCCACUCGGCCAUUCCAACUCGUCACCGGUCGUGUCUGGAAGGGAUGUGCCUUCGGUGGCAUCAAGGGUCGCACACAGCUUCCCGGACUUGUCGACGACUACCUCAACGGCGAGCUCAAGGUGGACGAGUUCAUCACUCACCGCCAGUCGCUGGAUGGUAUUAACAAGGCCUUCGAUCAGAUGAAGGAGGGCGACUGUGUCCGUUGCGUUGUUGACAUGCAAUAG
Molecule: messenger RNA, 1116 nt
Organism: Penicillium coprophilum
Lineage: Eukaryota; Fungi; Ascomycota; Eurotiomycetes; Eurotiales; Aspergillaceae
Product: bifunctional alcohol dehydrogenase/S-(hydroxymethyl)glutathione dehydrogenase
Exons: 6
Coding region: 1-1116 (371 amino acids)
Biological process (GO): formaldehyde catabolic process
Cellular component (GO): cytosol
Molecular function (GO): S-(hydroxymethyl)glutathione dehydrogenase [NAD(P)+] activity; zinc ion binding
Source: RefSeq, a predicted model, not a curated record